AUGAACUUGGCUUUCACUUUUGCUCCAUUCUCAACUACUACUCAAUUUUCACCUUCCUUCAUUUUCACCACUCCAAUCUCUCACCCCCAAACCAAUUCUUCAGGUAGAAAAAGCUUAAUUUUUCGUGUGCAAAACGUUCAUAAUCAUAUUCAGUCAACACCUACUACUACUACUACUACUGCUUCUUUCAUGGCUUCACAACAGGGAAUUCAACAAGUUAACCCUAAUUUUUAUCCAGAUAUUGAACCCUAUAGUACUGGUUUUUUGAAGGUUUCAGAUCUUCAUUCAAUCUAUUGGGAGCAAUCAGGAAAUCCAACUGGCCAUCCUGUUGUCUUCCUUCAUGGAGGCCCUGGAGGGGGAACUUCCCCGAGUAAUAGGAGAUUUUUCGAUCCUGAAUUUUACCGAAUCAUACUAUUUGAUCAGAGAGGUGCAGGGAAAAGCACACCCCAUGCUUGCUUAGAGCAUAACACAACAUGGGACCUUAUUGACGACAUCGAAAAAUUAAGAGAACAUUUGGAGAUUCCCGAAUGGCAGGUAUUCGGUGGAUCAUGGGGAAGCACACUUGCCCUUGCUUACAGCCAAUCUCACCCAGACAAGGUUACUGGCAUGGUCCUCAGGGGAAUUUUUCUUUUAAGGAAGAAAGAGAUUGAUUGGUUUUAUGAGGGUGGUGCUGCUGCAAUAUUCCCCGAUGCUUGGGAGCCAUUCAGAGAUCUUAUUCCAGAAAAUGAGAGAGGAUGCUUCAUUGAUGCUUAUAAGAAGAGAUUAAACUCUGAUGAUAUCGAAACUCAGUAUGCAGCUGCUAGAGCAUGGACCAAAUGGGAAAUGAUGACUGCUCAUCUUUUUCCAAAUGAAGAGAAUGUCAAAAGAGGAGAUGAUGACUACUUUUCACUGGCAUUUGCAAGGAUUGAAAACCACUAUUUUGUCAACAAGGGAUUCUUUCCCUCCGAUUCAUUCUUGUUAGACGGUGUUGAUAAAAUAAGGCAUAUCAACACCACAAUCGUGCAGGGAAGAUAUGAUAUGUGCUGCCCUAUCAUGUCAGCCUGGGAUCUGCAUAAAGCUUGGCCUGAGGCAGAUUUUCGGGUGGUAGCCGAUGCAGGACAUUCAGCCAAUGAACCGGGCAUAGCUGCUGAACUUGUGGCGGCAAAUGAGAAAUUGAAAAACAUACUCAAGAAUAAAGGGGACUAA
Messenger RNA from Lathyrus sativus (Indian pea), 1185 nucleotides. The record is from the annotation of a GenBank genome assembly. Lineage: Eukaryota; Viridiplantae; Streptophyta; Magnoliopsida; Fabales; Fabaceae.